CUGCAGAAGCACAUGGUUCUUCGGUGACCUACAGUCGCUCUGGCGGCGUGUGUAUAUGGGGUUUGCAGGCCUGCUGUGGAGGCGCCUGUCCUGGGCUUCCAGAAUGGCCGGUAUGGAGGCUCGAUCCCUCAGCACCCGCAAGAGAAAGAUGCCCAAGGAUACCAUGCGGCACAUCAAGAUCCGGGAGCAGCAGGGUGCGGGUGGCCGGUGUCCCCCGUACAAUGUCUACGUGCAGGUGGUGGCGGCCGGCGCCAGGGACUCGGGGGCCUCAUUCUACGUCUUCUCAGAGUACAACAGGUAUCUAUUUAAUUGCGGUGAAGGGAUCCAGAGAAUAAUGACCGAGCACAAGCUGAAGUUAUCGCAUCUUGAUAACGUGUUCGUGACACGAAUGAAUUGGGCAAAUGUUGGAGGUUUAUCAGGUUUGCUUUUGACUUUAAGAGACGUGGGGCGGCCCAACUGUGUGAUAUCUGGACCCCCUCAGCUGGAAAAAUUUAUUCAGGCCAUCAAAGGUUUUUGCGGCCCAAUGGAGGGCUUAAAAAUUGAUUUGCAACUGCACACCGAUCCCGCUUACAGUGAUGAGACCAUGAUUGUCAGCCAGGUGCCAAUCUGCAGUUCCACUACUAGAACACCAAACGGAAACCCUUCCUUUGUAAUAGCCUAUGUAUGCAAGAUUCGUGACCGGAAAGGGCAUUUCUUGGUGCUCAAAGCAAAGGAACUUGGCCUUCCAGUUGGGACUCCUACUAUUGGACAAAUCAUAACGGAUCUUAAGGCUGGGAAAAGUGUCAUCUAUGAAGGGAAAGAGGUGGUUGCAUCUGAAGUCCUGGGCCCUGAUGAGCCGGGCCCAACCUUUAUUGUGGUGGAAUGUCCCAGUGAAGACUUCAUAAAACCUAUCACAGAGAAUGAAACAUUCAAAAGGUUUCAAGAUUCACAGCCGGGAAGUGCAGCUGCUCUAGUAAUACAUAUGACUCCAGAACACAUUCUUAACCAGGGUUGCUAUAGGGAGUGGAUGGAAAGGUUUGGCCCAGGAACAGAGCACCUGCUUCUGAAUGAAAACUCUUCUGCUGUCCAUAACCUGAGAAGCUACAAGACUCAAACCCAGCUGCACCUUAUCCAUCCCAAAAUCUUUCCGCAGCUCCCUGAUCCCCGAAAGAAGGAGGAGGUUCCUGUUGUGCUUGGGGUAAGGGCAGAAUGUCUUCUUCAGUAUCGCCUUAGACCUAAACUUGAGUGGCAGAGAGACGCAGUUACAGAAGUCAGUUCUGCAGAGUUUGUGAAGGAAGCCAUUCAGCUCCCUGGUUUUGGAGACGCUCUGAAAAAAUGCAAGCUGCUUUUGGAGUCUGAUAUGACAGCAUCAAAUGAAGAUGAGAUUCCGUAUCCUGAAGUUGUGUUUCUAGGGACAGGAUCAGCCGUACCCAUGAAAACACGGAAUGUCAGCGCUACUCUGGUACAUGUCAGUCCCUCUCAAUCAUUAUUGCUGGACAGUGGGGAGGGGACAUUUGGCCAACUACAUCGUCAUUAUGGAGACCGCGUGGAUUAUGUUCUCAGCCAGUUGUCAGCAGUGUUCAUUUCCCACAUACAUGCUGAUCACCACACUGGCCUCAUCCGCAUACUACUGGAAAGAGAGAAGGCACUGAUCUCGCUGGGGAAACCAUUCAGUCCUAUACUGGUAAUUGGGCCAACAAUUUUGAUGUCCUGGUUAAAUCAAUACAAUGACAACUGCCAAGAGUUUCUUCACAAUAUCAACUUUAUUCCAUCAAGGGCUUUAAUGGAGGACUCAAAGGUUGACUCUCCCAAAGUUAAAGAUCUCAUUGCUACCCUUCUGAAGACUUAUCAGCUGGAAAAGUUUGAGACCUGUUUGGUCAAGCAUUGCAACAACGCUUUUGGUUGUGCUAUUGUCCAUCAGUCUGGCUGGAAACUGGUAUUUUCUGGUGACACCAUGCCUUGUGAUGCACUUAUUAAGAUGGGGAAAGAUGCCACUCUGCUAAUCCAUGAAGCCACUUUGGAAGAUGGUUUAGAAAAAGACGCAGUUGAGAAAGCACACAGCACAGUCUCACAAGCAAUUGCUGUCGGAAUGAGUAUGAAUGCAAAAUACACAAUGCUGAAUCAUUUCAGCCAGAGAUAUUCCAAACUGCCUAUUCUGGAUAAUGCCAUCAGUGACAAGGUUGGAAUCUCGUUUGAUCACAUGAGGGUUCGGUGGAGUGACUUCAAAACCAUCCCCAAGCUGAUGGGCCCUAUUAAAGCUCUGUUUGCUGAAGAUCUGGAAGAGCUGGAGGAACGGAGAGAGAAAAGGCAACUGCGUCACCAGGAAAUGGAGAACACGCAGGACAGCUCUAAGGCUGCUCCAUGCAUCAAGAGUGACCUGGAAAAUGACAGCAAAGCCGAAAGUGUUAAGAGGUUAAAAACGAACUGACCAAGUUCACGAAGUAAUGAGAUGCAGUCAAUGGUCAGGCAACUGACUGAGCAUGGCUCCUGGGCAGAACAGCGAGGAGAUCCCAACACCAGGGAUUCCUUAAAUGAGGCUACUGUGGAGAAGUCCUGUUGUUUAAAUGGCAGUACACAACUGACAAACAGAAGGUUGAAGGCUUUGGUAAUUGUCUUAAGCAACUGGUGCCAAAAAGAAUUUGUUAUAAGUAAUGUAAACAUGAAUUCCUUACUUUAUUUAAAAAAGGGGCUCCUGAAAUUAUUAAGUCUCCUACAGCUCUGAAAGAUGUUAGAGCAUGUAUAUUUUUGCAAUAAUCCCAAUUCCCACAUACCCCCAGAAUUUUUUACUUGUUGAGUUAACUGUGUGCCUGUAAUAUCAGAUUACAAAGCACACCUGUCUGUUGCUGUCAACUCUCUCCAGAAUGUGAGUGCAAGGAUGCUCAGUAGAUAAACCAUAACAUUAGAUUGUGUUCCUGCAAACCAGUGACUGACUUAAGCUGCAAAAUUGAAUUAUUUAUUUUUCCAGAAUGUAAAUUCUUUUUAUGUUUGGAGUUACUGGAUCUAAAAGCAUUUGGUAUCUUGCUCUUGAGUAAACGCAAUAAAUAUAUCAUAUUGGUUGCGA
Pseudophryne corroboree (corroboree frog) is the source of this 3040-nucleotide messenger RNA. It is a transcript of the gene ELAC2, whose product is annotated as elaC ribonuclease Z 2. Gene Ontology annotation, biological process: mitochondrial tRNA 3'-end processing. Bases 56 to 2407 code for a protein of 783 amino acids. The transcript has 23 exons. Lineage: Eukaryota; Metazoa; Chordata; Amphibia; Anura; Myobatrachidae. The record is from RefSeq and is a predicted model, not a curated record. Gene Ontology annotation, cellular component: mitochondrion. Gene Ontology annotation, molecular function: 3'-tRNA processing endoribonuclease activity.